Homo sapiens (human) is the source of this 4532-nucleotide messenger RNA. RefSeq names its product 6-phosphofructo-2-kinase/fructose-2,6-biphosphatase 3 (gene PFKFB3). The coding region runs from base 929 to 1942 and encodes 337 amino acids. Lineage: Eukaryota; Metazoa; Chordata; Mammalia; Primates; Hominidae. The transcript has 15 exons. The record is from RefSeq and is marked reviewed. Gene Ontology annotation, molecular function: ATP binding; catalytic activity; 6-phosphofructo-2-kinase activity. Gene Ontology annotation, biological process: positive regulation of glycolytic process; fructose 2,6-bisphosphate metabolic process.
AGCCAAGCCGGAGAGGAGGCGAGCAGCAGGGCCUGGUGGCGAGAGCGCGGCUGUCACUGCGCCCGAGCAUCCCAGAGCUUUCCGAGCGGACGAGCCGGCCGUGCCGGGCAUCCCCAGCCUCGCUACCCUCGCAGCACACGUCGAGCCCCGCACAGGCGAGGGUCCGGAACUUAGCCCAAAGCACGUUUCCCCUGGCAGCGCAGGAAACGCCCGGCCGCGCGCCGGCGCACGCCCCCCUCUCCUCCUUUGUUCCGGGGGUCGGCGGCCGCUCUCCUGCCAGCGUCGGGAUCUCGGCCCCGGGAGGCGGGCCGUCGGGCGCAGCCGCGAAGAUGCCGUUGGAACUGACGCAGAGCCGAGUGCAGAAGAUCUGGGUGCCCGUGGACCACAGGCCCUCGUUGCCCAGAUCCUGUGGGCCAAAGCUGACCAACUCCCCCACCGUCAUCGUCAUGGUGGGCCUCCCCGCCCGGGGCAAGACCUACAUCUCCAAGAAGCUGACUCGCUACCUCAACUGGAUUGGCGUCCCCACAAAAGUGUUCAACGUCGGGGAGUAUCGCCGGGAGGCUGUGAAGCAGUACAGCUCCUACAACUUCUUCCGCCCCGACAAUGAGGAAGCCAUGAAAGUCCGGAAGCAAUGUGCCUUAGCUGCCUUGAGAGAUGUCAAAAGCUACCUGGCGAAAGAAGGGGGACAAAUUGCGGUUUUCGAUGCCACCAAUACUACUAGAGAGAGGAGACACAUGAUCCUUCAUUUUGCCAAAGAAAAUGACUUUAAGGCGUUUUUCAUCGAGUCGGUGUGCGACGACCCUACAGUUGUGGCCUCCAAUAUCAUGCAGAAAGCCUUCCAGCGUGAUUUAUCAGCCACCCCUUUGUGGUGUUGCAGGAAGUUAAAAUCUCCAGCCCGGAUUACAAAGACUGCAACUCGGCAGAAGCCAUGGACGACUUCAUGAAGAGGAUCAGUUGCUAUGAAGCCAGCUACCAGCCCCUCGACCCCGACAAAUGCGACAGGGACUUGUCGCUGAUCAAGGUGAUUGACGUGGGCCGGAGGUUCCUGGUGAACCGGGUGCAGGACCACAUCCAGAGCCGCAUCGUGUACUACCUGAUGAACAUCCACGUGCAGCCGCGUACCAUCUACCUGUGCCGGCACGGCGAGAACGAGCACAACCUCCAGGGCCGCAUCGGGGGCGACUCAGGCCUGUCCAGCCGGGGCAAGAAGUUUGCCAGUGCUCUGAGCAAGUUCGUGGAGGAGCAGAACCUGAAGGACCUGCGCGUGUGGACCAGCCAGCUGAAGAGCACCAUCCAGACGGCCGAGGCGCUGCGGCUGCCCUACGAGCAGUGGAAGGCGCUCAAUGAGAUCGACGCGGGCGUCUGUGAGGAGCUGACCUACGAGGAGAUCAGGGACACCUACCCUGAGGAGUAUGCGCUGCGGGAGCAGGACAAGUACUAUUACCGCUACCCCACCGGGGAGUCCUACCAGGACCUGGUCCAGCGCUUGGAGCCAGUGAUCAUGGAGCUGGAGCGGCAGGAGAAUGUGCUGGUCAUCUGCCACCAGGCCGUCCUGCGCUGCCUGCUUGCCUACUUCCUGGAUAAGAGUGCAGAGGAGAUGCCCUACCUGAAAUGCCCUCUUCACACCGUCCUGAAACUGACGCCUGUCGCUUAUGGCUGCCGUGUGGAAUCCAUCUACCUGAACGUGGAGUCCGUCUGCACACACCGGGAGAGGUCAGAGGAUGCAAAGAAGGGACCUAACCCGCUCAUGAGACGCAAUAGUGUCACCCCGCUAGCCAGCCCCGAACCCACCAAAAAGCCUCGCAUCAACAGCUUUGAGGAGCAUGUGGCCUCCACCUCGGCCGCCCUGCCCAGCUGCCUGCCCCCGGAGGUGCCCACGCAGCUGCCUGGACAAAACAUGAAAGGCUCCCGGAGCAGCGCUGACUCCUCCAGGAAACACUGAGGCAGACGUGUCGGUUCCAUUCCAUUUCCAUUUCUGCAGCUUAGCUUGUGUCCUGCCCUCCGCCCGAGGCAAAACGUAUCCUGAGGACUUCUUCCGGAGAGGGUGGGGUGGAGCAGCGGGGGAGCCUUGGCCGAAGAGAACCAUGCUUGGCACCGUCUGUGUCCCCUCGGCCGCUGGACACCAGAAAGCCACGUGGGUCCCUGGCGCCCUGCCUUUAGCCGUGGGGCCCCCACCUCCACUCUCUGGGUUUCCUAGGAAUGUCCAGCCUCGGAGACCUUCACAAAGCCUUGGGAGGGUGAUGAGUGCUGGUCCUGACAGGAGGCCGCUGGGGACACUGUGCUGUUUUGUUUCGUUUCUGUGAUCUCCCGGCACGUUUGGAGCUGGGAAGACCACACUGGUGGCAGAAUCCUAAAAUUAAAGGAGGCAGGCUCCUAGUUGCUGAAAGUUAAGGAAUGUGUAAAACCUCCACGUGACUGUUUGGUGCAUCUUGACCUGGGAAGACGCCUCAUGGGAACGAACUUGGACAGGUGUUGGGUUGAGGCCUCUUCUGCAGGAAGUCCCUGAGCUGAGACGCAAGUUGGCUGGGUGGUCCGCACCCUGGCUCUCCUGCAGGUCCACACACCUUCCAGGCCUGUGGCCUGCCUCCAAAGAUGUGCAAGGGCAGGCUGGCUGCACGGGGAGAGGGAAGUAUUUUGCCGAAAUAUGAGAACUGGGGCCUCCUGCUCCCAGGGAGCUCCAGGGCCCCUCUCUCCUCCCACCUGGACUUGGGGGGAACUGAGAAACACUUUCCUGGAGCUGCUGGCUUUUGCACUUUUUUGAUGGCAGAAGUGUGACCUGAGAGUCCCACCUUCUCUUCAGGAACGUAGAUGUUGGGGUGUCUUGCCCUGGGGGGCUUGGAACCUCUGAAGGUGGGGAGCGGAACACCUGGCAUCCUUCCCCAGCACUUGCAUUACCGUCCCUGCUCUUCCCAGGUGGGGACAGUGGCCCAAGCAAGGCCUCACUCGCAGCCACUUCUUCAAGAGCUGCCUGCACACUGUCUUGGAGCAUCUGCCUUGUGCCUGGCACUCUGCCGGUGCCUUGGGAAGGUCGGAAGAGUGGACUUUGUCCUGGCCUUCCCUUCAUGGCGUCUAUGACACUUUUGUGGUGAUGGAAAGCAUGGGACCUGUCGUCUCAGCCUGUUGGUUUCUCCUCAUUGCCUCAAACCCUGGGGUAGGUGGGACGGGGGGUCUCGUGCCCAGAUGAAACCAUUUGGAAACUCGGCAGCAGAGUUUGUCCAAAUGACCCUUUUCAGGAUGUCUCAAAGCUUGUGCCAAAGGUCACUUUUCUUUCCUGCCUUCUGCUGUGAGCCCUGAGAUCCUCCUCCCAGCUCAAGGGACAGGUCCUGGGUGAGGGUGGGAGAUUUAGACACCUGAAACUGGGCGUGGAGAGAAGAGCCGUUGCUGUUUGUUUUUUGGGAAGAGCUUUUAAAGAAUGCAUGUUUUUUUCCUGGUUGGAAUUGAGUAGGAACUGAGGCUGUGCUUCAGGUAUGGUACAAUCAAGUGGGGGAUUUUCAUGCUGAACCAUUCAAGCCCUCCCCGCCCGUUGCACCCACUUUGGCUGGCGUCUGCUGGAGAGGAUGUCUCUGUCCGCAUUCCCGUGCAGCUCCAGGCUCGCGCAGUUUUCUCUCUCUCCCUGGAUGUUGAGUCUCAUCAGAAUAUGUGGGUAGGGGGUGGACGUGCACGGGUGCAUGAUUGUGCUUAACUUGGUUGUAUUUUUCGAUUUGACAUGGAAGGCCUGUUGCUUUGCUCUUGAGAAUAGUUUCUCGUGUCCCCCUCGCAGGCCUCAUUCUUUGAACAUCGACUCUGAAGUUUGAUACAGAUAGGGGCUUGAUAGCUGUGGUCCCCUCUCCCCUCUGACUACCUAAAAUCAAUACCUAAAUACAGAAGCCUUGGUCUAACACGGGACUUUUAGUUUGCGAAGGGCCUAGAUAGGGAGAGAGGUAACAUGAAUCUGGACAGGGAGGGAGAUACUAUAGAAAGGAGAACACUGCCUACUUUGCAAGCCAGUGACCUGCCUUUUGAGGGGACAUUGGACGGGGGCCGGGGGCGGGGGUUGGGUUUGAGCUACAGUCAUGAACUUUUGGCGUCUACUGAUUCCUCCAACUCUCCACCCCACAAAAUAACGGGGACCAAUAUUUUUAACUUUGCCUAUUUGUUUUUGGGUGAGUUUCCCCCCUCCUUAUUCUGUCCUGAGACCACGGGCAAAGCUCUUCAUUUUGAGAGAGAAGAAAAACUGUUUGGAACCACACCAAUGAUAUUUUUCUUUGUAAUACUUGAAAUUUAUUUUUUUAUUAUUUUGAUAGCAGAUGUGCUAUUUAUUUAUUUAAUAUGUAUAAGGAGCCUAAACAAUAGAAAGCUGUAGAGAUUGGGUUUCAUUGUUAAUUGGUUUGGGAGCCUCCUAUGUGUGACUUAUGACUUCUCUGUGUUCUGUGUAUUUGUCUGAAUUAAUGACCUGGGAUAUAAAGCUAUGCUAGCUUUCAAACAGGAGAUGCCUUUCAGAAAUUUGUAUAUUUUGCAGUUGCCAGACCAAUAAAAUACCUGGUUGAAAUACA